Messenger RNA from Cornus florida, 2456 nucleotides. RefSeq lists its product as uncharacterized. The transcript is spliced from 2 exons. The record is from RefSeq and is a predicted model, not a curated record. Gene Ontology annotation, molecular function: protein binding. The coding region runs from base 346 to 2295 and encodes 649 amino acids. Lineage: Eukaryota; Viridiplantae; Streptophyta; Magnoliopsida; Cornales; Cornaceae.
UCAACCAAAAAAAGAAAAAAAAAAAAAAAAAAAGGAAAAAAAGGUGAAUCGACACGUCGCCGUUCCGACAUCUAAUACUUGAACCAAUAUAUCUAUACUUUUCUAUUUUUUAUUUUCCAAUUACCAAAUCAAUUUGUGGAAAAACCCUAAUUCCGUCGAUUCAGUUUCAGCCUCGCAUUACCUAUCUCUCUCUCCCCCCCUCUCUCUAUCUCUCUAUCUCUCUCUGAAGUUCUUCAAUCGUCAUUCUGAAGGAACCACGAUCUCUUGAUUGAUCCAUUCGUUUAUCCGCAAGAGGUUUUAUAACAAUAAACGUUGCAAAUACUGUAGCAAUUUGAUUUCGAGGAGAUGUCUUCGGCAUCCAGAUCAAAGUCCAAGGACAAAAAGGCUACCAAGGAACCACAGAAGGUUUCUUCCAAGCCCUCAGUACACACUAACACUGGUAGUAGUAUUGCAGCUAGUGGAUACAAUCCACUUUUGGGAACAUUCCAUACACUUGAGACAGCACCGGUAGCUUCUACUCAACCUCUUCAUGUAAAUGGUCGUUUCCAGAACAUAGAUGAGACAGAUGACCAUCUUGGGAACUCAUUUGGAACUGUGGUUGAGUGCGAUACUGUUUCCAACAAUGGUAGCUGGUCUGGCGAGUCAGAAGAUCACAAAGAUAAAGUAUCUCAUCCUCCUCUUCGUCAAGAGGCCAUACCAGGAGCUGAAAAUGACAAGCGAGAAAAAAUCCGUCAAAAAAACGAGAGGAAGCAUCAGCGUCAGAAAGAGAGGCGAGCCCAAGAGUUGCAUGAGCGAUGUAGUGGCUAUCUCAUGUCUAGAAAGCUGGAAGCACUUGCUCAACAGCUAGUGGCAAUGGGAUUUUCUUCAGAACGGGCAACAAUGGCUCUUAUUUUGAAUGAAGGCAAAGUAGAGGAAUCAGUGGCAUGGCUAUUUGAAGGGAGUGAAGAAGCAGAUAAAAAUUGGGAGCACAACCUUGAUGGUGGGAGCAAUUUAAAAAUUGACAUAUCGGAGGAGCUAGCACGGGUUGCAGAUAUGGAGACUACAUAUAACUGCUCUAAGCAGGAGGUUGAAAGAGCGGUUGUUGCCUGUGAGGGUGAUCUUGAGAAAGCAGCAGAAACCUUGAGGGUGCAGAAGAAUGACCCACAGUUUGCCGCACAGAAGCAAGAAGAAACUGGUGACCCUCCAACUGUUACUAGUGGCAAGCUUUCAGUAGAUUUUAGUCAGAAUUUAUUGAGGGCACAACCAAAAUACAAUUCGUCUACUACCAUGCAACAGAAACGGGAUGACAAAGAUUUCAAUUAUACAAAAUCAUCCGUUGUGGCCACAACUUCUGUGGAAUCCAUGAGCAAAAACGUACAGCCUUCAAGGAGAGCUCAGCCAAAAAUGGAGUGGGCAAAACCGCAACAAACUGCAAUGCCAGCAGAGAAAAGAUGGUUGAGUUCAGGAUCAAACCCUUCAGUUUCUUUUUCUGUGGCAUCUCCUUUGCAGGCAACAGCUGCACCAGCCAAGAUGGAAACCCGAUAUGCGGCAGUUGGAAAUGAAUUGAAGAACCUUCAGCUGGGAGCAGUGAGGGAACCAGUUGUAGUGAUGCAACGACCCCAACAACUCAAUACAAAGCAGCCCCCUGCGACGAGCAUAAGCUCAUCCCCUCCAGGGACGGCCAGUAAUUGGUAUCCUGCCAGUAUAGAAACAAUGAAGCCUAAUGGAUUUUUACCACAAAUUCCCAGCACUAGAAGCCUUAGCCCAAACGAUCUAGGUUCUAAUCAGUUGUAUAACCAACUCCAGUAUCAACGUCAGCAUUUUGUGUCUAGUAGUAGCUCAAUGGAGUCCCCAGUAUCAGCCCGAGCAAAUGGUAGAAUGCGUACAUCUCCUACACUUGCAGCGGCUUCCUCUCUUGGACUUUUCUCAGGUUUGGGUUCAAAUGGUUCAUCAGGGUCAUCAUCACCUGUAGACUGGAACACUGGUGGCUCAAUACUGCAGUUGGAUUACUCUAACAUAGACUGGACUUUGGAUCGGGGUACUUCUGGCCCAAGGUCAAUCGAGAUGUGGCAGGGCAUGAGUUCUGUUAUGCAAAACAACACUCAUGUGUUUGAUUCCUAUAAUUCCAGAGUGAGCGCUAAGACUGCCAUGAGACCACCUUUGUCCAACGGGAAUGGUGUUCCAAUGGCGGGUUUGCAGGAUGGAGUAGCGUCGUCUGAAACAUCUGCCGGUGGUUCGCGUGAGUGGGCUUCUCCCUUCGAAGAGAAAGACCUUUUUAGUUUACCCAGACAGUUUGUUUCUUCUCCCUCUCUGUAGGUUGUGCCAGAGAGGAGUCCAAGAAUAAAAUAAAAAAAAGAAAAAGGACAAGGAAAUGUGCUUGGAUUUGUUAUUUGUGUUGGUUCUUUUGGCGCUGCAGUGUUGAUGAUUGUUGGUGAUCAACCUUUAGUGGAAAAAGCAUCUAAAAGUUUUUUUUUGUU